AUGGUGACCAUGGAGGAGUAUAAGGAGCUGAAGAAGCAAGAAAAGCAGUUAGUCGGCAUCAUGAAUGGCAUCGCGCGCUUUGUGAAUGAGUUCCAGAAGGGAAAGCACGAAAUCCAAAUCGAUGUCCGCCUGGAGACCUUAGAGGAGGCUAUGAAGAAGUUCUACAGCGUUCGGCGGAAAAUUGAGCUGUAUUUCGACGAUGAAGAUAGUGCUAGUGAAGUGAAAAUAGCUGAAAACACCCGAUCAGAGCGAGAAAAGCGGAAGAAGAGCUUCGAGGAGUCGCUGUACAACGUUCAGGAGCAAUACUUCGAAGUGAAGGCCGCGUUGAUUCAGCUGCGGCCAAAAAAGGAGACCCCACGAGCCACCAUCGAAAAUCUGGCAGACGUCGACAAGUUUACCUACUUGCGGUCUUCGACCACCGGUGAAGCACUACAAGAGCUGAAUUCGGUGGAGCUAACGGGCGACAACUACGAGGUGGCCUGGAAAAUGUUGGAGAAGAAGUACGAGAACAAGAAGCUCAUCGUGAAGGCCCACCUGGACGCAUUGUUCGCCGUUGAGCCAAUGCGCAGAGAGAACUUUGUGCGGCUCCGUGGUCCGCUAAGUCACAUCAUCAGUGAGUUCGACAAAAAUCUGCUGAUGUUGAACAAGAUUGGGGAGCAGACGGACAACUGGUCGACGAUAUUGGCGUACAUGGUGUGUUCUCGUCUCGAUCAAACCACUCUCCGCAAUUGGGAGACGCGCCACAACAGCAAAGACGUCCCAAAGUACGACGAUCUGAUGCAGUUUUUGAGGGAUCAGUGCGCAGUGCUGCAGUCAAUUGCUCCUGCGAAGAUUCACGACGUCGACAAACGCCCUCCACCUCGGUUCUCGACGACGCACACGUCGGCCCAGUCGCAGCGGCGGUGCUUGUUUUGCGGAGACACGUAUCAUCUGCCGUUCAAGUGCAGUAAGCUGCAGAACAUGACUGUUGCUCAGCGGGCGGAGCAAAUCAACAAGCAGCGACUCUGCAGAAACUGCUUUGCGGCAGGACACUUCGCCGAAGGAUGCUCCCGAGGUUCUUGCACCCGCUGCGGACGAAAACACCACACGAUGCUUCAUUUCGACAGGCCGUCGAGCAGCAGUUAUGCAGCGAAGCCACCAGUUCCUACUAGUGCCCCUCACCCCGUUCCGCAAGCGCAAACCCGACCAAGUGCAGCUCCAGCAGCACACCAGCAACAGUCACAGCAAAACCGUACGAAACCACAAAGCCAGACACAAACACCAUCUACUCAACCAGCCACACAGACACAACCGACAUCAUCAUACCCGGUGAUUCGCUCACAAAACACUCACCCACAACCCACCACUGACCCACAACCUGCAAUUUCUCUCGAAAUCACUGAAUCACCACACGGCUUUGGCACGACAACUCGUCAAGUGUUGAUGUCAACUGCUGUCGUGAAGGUGGUAGAUCGUUUUGGCAACACCGCACUAGCCAGGACACUUCUGGAUUCGUGCUCGGAGUUUUGCUACAUGACCAGUAGCUUCUCCAAGAAGUUGAAGUUCCAGGCCAAGACGAAUUUUCUGAAGGUGCAAGGUAUCGGAAACAGCAGCUCAACCUCAACGAAAUCUGUGGAGGCGAACAUCGAACCAAGACACUCGUCAAUCUCCUCGUUCGGUGAACUGAUGCAGUUCCACGUUUUGCCGAAAAUCACCCAAGCGUUGCCGCUCAAACCUGUGCGGAUGGAUUUGCUGGAGAUCCCAUCUGAAAUCGUUUUAGCAGAUCCCACGUUCGGAGAGCCUGGUCCGAUAGACUUGAUCAUCGGGGCGGAGUUUUACUUCGAUCUACUGCAGACUGGAAGAAGAAAGCUGAGCGACAGCGGACCAACGUUACAAGAAACAGUCUUUGGCUGGGUCGUGUCUGGAAAGAUUCCGGAAAUGGCAAGCUCGCUUCCCACAACAGCGAGCUACGUGUGUUCGACAGCAGACCUCCAGGAAAUGAUCGCUAAGUUCUGGGACUUGGAGACCUGUCAUGUCAACCGGACCCAUUCAGUGGAAGAAACAGCCUGUGAAGAAAUGUUCAAGCAAACAACGACUCGGGACGAAGAAGGCCGGUUUGUGGUAAGCCUGCCAAAGAAGGAGCACAUGCUGGAGCGGUUAGGAGAGUCCCGUGCAAUAGCCAUGAAGCGGUUCAUCGGCUUGGAGAAGCGGUUCGCCCUGAACGGCGAACUUAAGGAGUCCUACAAAGAGUUUAUCCAUGAAUAUCUCCUGAUGGGCCACAUGAAAGAAGUCGACGGAGAGCAAGCCAUUGGAGAUCCGGUGUACUACAUGCCGCAUCACGCGGUGUUGCGACCGGACAGCACAACAACAAAGUUGAGAGUCGUUUUUGACGCGUCGUGUCGGACUUCUAGCGGCAUCUCGCUCAACGACGCUUUGAUGGUGGGACUGGUCGUUCAGAACGAUCUGAUAUCCACAAUUCUCCGAUUUCGUCAACACCGGAUCGCCGUCAUCGCCGAUGUAGCCAAAAUGUAUCGGAUGGUCCGGGUUCCAGAGGAAGAUCAACAUCUACAGCGCAUCCUUUGGAGAGACACGCCGGAGGAAUCGGUGAAGACGUUUGAACUGCUGACGGUCACGUACGGCACUGCGAGUGCUCCGUAUCUGGCCACAAGGUGCCUGAAGAAGCUGGGAGAAGACAGUGGAUAUACGCAUCCGAUUGCAGCUCGGGUUGUCCAAGAGGACUUUUACGUCGACGAUAUGUUGUCAGGAGCGGACACCGUCCCCAAAGCACGGCAGCUGAUGAACGAAGUCAUCGAGCUGACUGACACGGCUGGUUUCACCCUGCGAAAGUGGAACUCAAACUCACCGGAGCUGCUUUCGACCUUGCCCAAGCAUCUACGAGACGAGCGGUCAGUCCUGGAUCUAGACUCCUCAAGCGCAACGGUUAAGACUCUGGGGCUGCGAUGGGACACCCAGUCCGACGAUUUCUGCUUCGCUUUCCCCGAGUGGAGAUCCAAUUCCUCCUCCAUCACGAAGCGCAGUGUUCACUCCGACGCUGCUUGUUUCUUUGAUCCACUGGGCCUGGUUGGGCCAGUUGUAGUCCAAGCGAAAAUCUUCAUCCAGCGGCUGUGGCUGCUAAAAUGCGACUGGGAUGAUCCUCUCGAAGAGUCUCUGCAGGAAAUGUGGAUGGAAUACAAGCAGAACAUGGUCGCAUUGGAGUCCCUAUCGAUUCCUCGCUGGCUCGGCGUCAGCAACGACUGCACAGAAGUGCAGCUACACGGGUUCUGCGAUGCAUCGGAAGCUGCGUACGGCGCGUGCCUUUACUUACGUUGUACUGCGUCGGAUGGCACUGUCACUGUCCGGUUGAUCACCUCCAAAUCACGAGUGGCACCUUUGGAAAGCCUCCAGAGGAAAAAGAAGAAGAUGAGUAUCCCCCGCCUCGAGCUGUCCUCGGCACUUUUGCUGAGUCACCUGUACGAGAAGUACAGCCAGAUCCACCCGAACCUUCCAGCGUACUUCUGGACAGACUCGAUGAUUGUCAAGUGCUGGCUGGCUUCGCUACCCUCACGGUGGCAAAUAUUCGUAGCAAACCGCGUGUCGGAGAUCCAGCAUCUCACCAAGGAUGGACACACCUUCAGUAUCAAACACUUUGGUUCGAAGGCCCGCAGUGGUUGGCUCAAGACCAACAGUUUUGGCCAGACGCAGGUUAUCCCCCCAAUGCAGAAUUUGAUUCGGCCAUGCUGGAAGAACGACCAACACCUGCAUUUCCAGCUGCUUCGAUUUCGGCACAACUCGCAAAAAUGCAAUCGGCCGUCCAGGAAAACUGGUCCCCUGACGCUCGAGGAACAGGAACAGGCAACUAUCGCUCUAGUUCGCUUGUCCCAGCAGGAAUGCUACCCACAAGAGCUAAAAGAGCUGGCCAAAAGAGGAUCGGUUCACGACUCGUCCAAUAUCGCUGCGCUGCAUCCACAACUUUGUGACGGCGUGAUGCGCGUCGGCGGCCGGCUCUCUAAGGCAUCGAUAUCGUCCGAUCGCAAGCAUCCCUAUAUUCUACACCACAAGCACCCUCUCGCAACGAUGAUUGUACGGCACUUCCACUACAAGCUCUUUCACGCCGGUCAGCAGCUGCUGAUUUCGGCGGUCCGCGGAAGGUUCUGGCCAGUUCACAUCCACAGUUUGGCCAGGAAGGUGAUUCACGGAUGCAUCCCGUGCUUUCGCAGCAAGCCCAAAGUUUUGGACCAGUUGAUGGCUGAUCUCCCGUCAGCGAGAGUCAACCCUGCACCACCGUUCAUGAACGUCGGCGUGGACUACUGCGGUCCAUUCCAAGUCAACUACCCCAAUCGUCGAGCGAGUCCAGUGAAGUGCUACGUAGCGAUUUUUGUCUGCCUAGUAGUGAAGGCCGUCCAUCUGGAGCUGGUGAUGGACCUAACCACCCAAGCGUUCCUAGCAGCGCUAAGCAAGCGCGGCGGUUUGGAAGGGGUCUUCCAGCCUGCACCUCCAGGCAAGUAUGCGUGUUUUGUCAGUCGACCUACCCCUGAAGACCAUUCCGAUUCUAGCUCAACACGAUCUACCGGCUGCGAUCCCGUGCCAUCUGUCGACUCGUCCGGCACCACUGAAGCUCAUCGUCGUGAUCAAGUUUCAGUUUAUGAUCGGAAUAGUGGUGAUAACGGGCAUGCCACAAACUUGCAUGUUUUCUACCAAAAUGUGGGUGGAAUGAACGGUACUGUUAACGAAUAUUUGUUGGCCAGUGCUGAUCAUAGUUACGAUAUUAUCGCUCUUACUGAAACGUGGCUGAACGACAGAACCGCAUCAUCGCAGGUUUUCGAUAACGAGUACACCGUUUUCCGCUGCGACCGCUGUUCAUCCAACAGUAACAAAACCUCUGGCGGUGGAGUUCUUCUUGCAAUUCGCCAUAAAUUGGAGCCGCGCAUGGUCCCGAAUAACUCGUGGUUAAGUGUCGAACAACAAAUCAACCACGUCGAGAACGCCAACGGAAGGAUGUUAGACCUUUGUUUCGUUAGCAACGCCGAUCGUGCUCCUGUGAUCUCUGAGGCUGCUGCUCCGCUCGUCAAACUCGCUCGUCACCACCCUGCUCUCCACCUAGUUCUCGAAGACCGGGCGAGGUACAGUUUCCGUCAAGUUGCCGCUGCAGUGUACUACGAUUUCAAACCUCGUCGUGGCAAGCCCCAUUUGAUAAUGUGCGAUAACGCAACGACCUUCGUCGGAGCGAAACGGGAACUAACCGAGCUGCAUCGACUGUUCCACGACCAGAAGUUCCAAGAGAUACUCAUCAAGGACCAGUUCCGAUGGCAUCGAGUUCCGAUUCAUCCCUCCCCGUACGCCAAACUUCGGCGGACUCUGGGAGGCGCAGGUCAAGUCCUUUAA
Aedes albopictus (Asian tiger mosquito) is the source of this 5361-nucleotide messenger RNA. RefSeq lists its product as uncharacterized. Bases 1 to 5361 code for a protein of 1786 amino acids. NCBI's taxonomy places the organism in Eukaryota, Metazoa, Arthropoda, Insecta, Diptera, Culicidae. Gene Ontology annotation, molecular function: nucleic acid binding. The record is from RefSeq and is a predicted model, not a curated record. The transcript is spliced from 6 exons.